AUGGAGCCAGAGGAGAAGAGGGCUGCCUAUGCCUGUGACGUCACGUACGUGACGAACCAGCAGCUGGGCUUCGAUUAUCUUCGGGAUCAGAUGGCUUGUCGCCCAUCGGAUCUCCGGCUUCGCUCGGAGGAGCCGUUCUCUUGCGCCAUCGUCGACGAAGCCGACUCGGUGCUCAUCGACGAAGGGCGUACCCCCUUGGUCGUAUCCACUCAGUCAACGAUACCCUCCGAGAAGUACACCACAGCACUUCAAGUAGCAAGUCAGCUGGCGAAGUUGACGGACUACACCGUGCUUGAGAAAGAGAAAACAUGUGUUCUGACGGAAGUUGGAGAACUCAAAGUGUCGGCGGCUCUGGGCAAGGACGACCUUUUCGAUCCCCAGGAUCCGUGGGCACCUUUCAUCGUCAACUCGUUGACAGCCAAAGAGCUAUAUCAGCGAGAUCGGCAGUAUCUGGUUCGCGACGGCAAGGUGGUCGUAGUCGACGAAUUCACUGGGCGACCAGUUGAGGGCCGCAGCUGGAGUGACGGUUUGCAGCAGGCGUGGCGUGCAGUUUUGGGGGUCUCUAUUUCGGGAUCCGGACCUCAACCUGGACUGGUGUCUAGGGUUCAGUCUUGGGAGCGUUGGCUAAAGCAUCUGCCUUGA
This is a messenger RNA of Symbiodinium sp. CCMP2456, 642 nucleotides long. The record is from the annotation of a GenBank genome assembly. Lineage: Eukaryota; Dinophyceae; Suessiales; Symbiodiniaceae.